Messenger RNA from Sitophilus oryzae (rice weevil), 1854 nucleotides. RefSeq lists its product as uncharacterized. The transcript has a single exon. The coding region runs from base 1 to 1854 and encodes 617 amino acids. Lineage: Eukaryota; Metazoa; Arthropoda; Insecta; Coleoptera; Curculionidae. The record is from RefSeq and is a predicted model, not a curated record.
AUGGGCCAAGCUGUCAAGGAAUGUAGAAAUCUCCACGUAACUUAUAUCGACUACAAAAAAGCGUAUGACUCCAUCCCACAUAGCUGGUUAAAAAAGGUUCUUCAAAUCUAUAAAAUCCAUCCAAUGCUUCAAAAUUUUCUAAGUCAAACAAUGCAGUCAUGGAGAACAAGCAUCCAUCUAACAACCUGUAAUGCAAAUAUACAAACAGAUACAAUCCCAAUCAAAAAAGGAAUCUUCCAGGGCGAUUCCCUAAGUGCACUGUGGUUUUGUAUAUGCCUUAACCCACUCUCCAAUAUUUUGAACGAAACAGCAUAUGGCUUUAACAUUAAAUACGAAAAAUCAGUAAGACAUAAAAUUAACCAUCUCCUAUACAUGGACGACAUAAAACUAUAUACAGCGACAAAAACAGAACACACCGAGCUACUUAAAAUUCUAGAAAAAUCCACAAACGACAUAAAAAUGGAAUUUGGGAUGAACAAAUGUAAAACACUACACAUAAACAGAGGUAAAUGGCAAAACGAAGAGCAGGCAUCUACAUUAAACAAUGAACACUUAGACAACAUGCAACCCAACGAAUAUUACAAAUACUUGGGAAUUUUACAAAACAGAAAAGUUGACCAUACCGCACUCAAAACCCAACUAAAAGAACAAUACAGGAAAAGACUAAGUAAAAUACUGAAAACCGAACUAAAUUCAAAAAACACAGUUAGAGCGAUUAACACCUACGCCAUACCGCUGCUCACCUAUUCAUUUGGAAUCAUUAAAUGGUCCAAAACAGAUCUGGAAAAUUUAAAUAUUCUGACAAGAACUCAGCUAACUAGAUUCCGACAGCUGCAUCCCAACUCUUGCAAGGAGAGGCUGACCAUUGAAAGAAAAGAAGGAGGUAGGGGCCUGACAGAUAUUCACGAAAUACACAACAAACAGAUUAAUUCACUAAGAAAAUACUUUAAAGAAAAAAAUACCUCAUUACACCAAGCAGUAACUAUAGCGGAUGCUAACUACACACCAUUAAAUCUUAACGCAGAAAAUAUUCCUGUUUCAAAUAUACUCACAUUAGAGGAAAAGAAAAACAAAUGGUCCCAAAAGCAACUACAUGGAAAACACUGUCAUAUUAUGAACAACCCCGACAUCGAUAAAGAACUGUCAUAUUCAUGGCUACAAAAAGGGCAACUGCAACCGGAAACGGAGGGAUUCAUUAUAGCGAUACAAGAUCAAGUAAUAGCAACGCGCAACUACAGGAAAUACAUAAUAAAAGAUAGGGCCCAACAAACGGAUACCUGCAGGCGUUGCCACCUCCAAAGUGAAACAAUAGAGCAUAUUACAAAUGGUUGUAAAAUACUCACUGGUACAGAAUACACUCUAAGGCAUGACUUUGUUGCGCGUAUUAUACAUCAAGAAAUAGCAAAAACAUAUAAAUUUAUACAAGAAGAACAGCCCUAUUACAAAUACACGCCGCAAUCUGUCUUUGAAAACGACACUAUAAAACUCUACUGGGACAGAACGAUCCAUACUGACAAGACAGUAACAUGCAAUAGACCUGAUAUAACGUUAACACUAAAAAAAGAGAAAGUAACAUAUCUAAUAGAAAUCAGUGUUCCGAAUGACAACAACAUAACAAAGAAAUAUGAAGAAAAAAUUAGCAAAUAUAUUCCACUAACACAGGAAGUAGAACGAAUAUGGCAACAAAAAGAAGUUAAAAUCCUACCAUUUAUUAUAUCUAGCACGGGCCUCACACACAGGAAAUUUAAAGAAAACCUCGAUAUUUUAAAUUUAAAAGGUCAUAUUCACACACUUGCUCAAAAAGCAGUAAUUAUUAAAACCACAAACAUAACCCGCUCCUUCUUAAAACAAUAG